Molecule: messenger RNA, 3218 nt
Organism: Sabethes cyaneus
Lineage: Eukaryota; Metazoa; Arthropoda; Insecta; Diptera; Culicidae
Product: dual specificity mitogen-activated protein kinase kinase 4-like
Exons: 5
Coding region: 402-1583 (393 amino acids)
Biological process (GO): protein phosphorylation; MAPK cascade
Molecular function (GO): JUN kinase kinase activity; ATP binding
Source: RefSeq, a predicted model, not a curated record
AGAUUAUUGCGAGGAGAAAGAUAAGGAAAAAUACUUGUCACCGAUAGGUUGUGCUUUCCCGUUUUGUGACCCAAAGCAUUUUUUCCUUUUCAAAGUUGCAUUUUACAGACUAAAGGGCCCGAAGUGAACGACAAAUUUUUGUUAGCUUUCAGUCGAUAGUGUGAAACUUGUGUAGAAACGGAUUGUUGUGUUGCGGUGGCACCAAGUGCGUUAAAACUUCGGUAUAAAAUACCAAACCUCGAUUACAAACGCUGUUGUAAGCAGAGCCGUGCCAGUAUACCGUCCUCGGUUUUCAUACGGACGUUUCUGCGUUUAGUUGAUUUUCAUUUGGCUGAAUAGAACGAAACAAAGGAUCCUUCAAGAACAGAAGUUUGUAAUUGUGCAAAUUUUGUCACGCAAAAAUGGCGGAUCAAACAAAUCAAAAUUCUACUCAGGAGCCGGCGCGAAGCAAGUUUCUGCCCUUGGAUGUGAACAAUGCAAACUGCGACCGGAAGCGACCGUCCAAAAAGCUUAGCUUUCAACCGACCCCGGCACCAGGUUUUACCGUGACUAACUCUACGUUGUCCGAUAAAACCCGGGAUCGGAUCAAAGCUCAAGCCACUGGAAAACUUCAGAUCACGCCCGACCAGAUCUUUGACUUUACGGCAGACGAUCUGUUAGACGAAGGCGAAAUAGGUCGUGGGGCGUUCGGAGCCGUUAAUCGUAUGAAAUUUAUUCGAACCAAUACGACAAUGGCUGUCAAGCGGAUCCGAUCGACGGUUGAUGAAAAAGAGCAGAAACAGCUACUAAUGGAUCUGGAAGUGGUCAUGAAAUCGAAUGACUGUAAUACGAUUGUGACCUUUUACGGGGCGCUGUUUAAGGAGGGCGAUUGCUGGAUUUGCAUGGAACUGAUGGACACGUCGCUUGAUAAGUUCUAUAAAUUCAUCUGCGACUGUCAGAACUCCCGUAUUCCGGAAGCGAUUCUCGGUCAGAUCGCACUGGCCACCGUGCAGGCUUUGAACUACCUGAAGGAGAAGCUGCGGAUUAUUCAUCGGGACGUAAAACCGAGUAACAUUUUGCUGAAAUCGAACGGAGACAUCAAGCUGUGCGAUUUUGGCAUUUCCGGACAGCUGGUGGAUUCGAUUGCGCGAACCAAGGACGCCGGCUGUCGGCCGUAUAUGGCGCCCGAACGAAUCGAUCCACAUCGCGCCAGGGGAUACGACGUGCGCAGUGAUGUCUGGUCGCUUGGAAUCACGCUAAUGGAGGUGGCCACCGGAAAGUUCCCCUAUCCCAAAUGGGGCUCCGUUUUCGAGCAGUUGUCACAGGUAGUGGAAGGAGAUCCCCCUAGACUGCAAUCAUCCUACAACGGUAUGGAGUUUUCGGCAGACUUUGUAAAUUUUGUAAAUACUUGCUUAAUCAAAGACGAAAAGGACCGACCGAAGUACGGCAAACUACUGCAGCACUCGUUCCUCCAGCGCGUGCAGCAGGCUCACACGGACGUGUCGGCGUACGUAAGCCAAAUUCUGGAAUCGAUGGCUAACAAUGGCAUCACACCGUUCACUACGAACCUGCCGGCGGAGCGCUGGAACGAAAGUUUCAACUAGGACACUCUGUCCUAGGUCUGCUAUAGGUUCGAAAUCGCCGCUCUACGCUUUCCUACGUCUUGUUUUAAUUUCCGUGUAAGAUUCGUAUUAGCUAACCGCAGCAAAGCUGCAUAGAAAGUGAUUAGGUCGUCAGGUGAGUUUCUUCUUUAUCACAAGAUAUAAGGUGGAAAAGCUUGCACAUGUUAGGAUUAUUAUUGCCUCGUGUGUAUGUCGGUAAAUGUGAUAGCUGCGUUUGUUUCGGUGUGUUGAUUGAUUGGGUGUAGGGGGGGGGGGCGAAGUUUUGGGUUAUUGCUUUCAAACCUGGAUCCUCCAAAUGGGACGCUGUGCGGUGAGGGGGAGAGAAAAAGGUUUGCCGAGGACAAUAAAUUGUCUCCCAAUAUUUUGCGUUGUACAACUUUAGUUCGUUUUCUAUGGAUAUACUGGGAAAAGAUUCUGUUUUGUGAAACCAAGUACUGAGUGAAUGUUUGUGAUGCGUGUUUGCGCGAAAAAUUGUGAUUAAACUGUAGAGAUUGAAUAAUUUUUAAAUAAAAUCUAUGAAAUAAAUAAAUAUGAAGGUACGUACGGAUUACUAAUUAAAACCCAGAGUUAGCUGAUGAAAUAUCAGAGACAAGGAAACAAGAAAAAACUAGUUGUUGUUAGUUGUUGAAUAAAUCAAUUGAUUUUGAACGCUAAAAAUAGUUGCUUUUUAGAGGAGAAGUGGUUCCAACAGGAGGAUAACAGUUGAUUAAAUCGGAAAAACGAAACGUUUUUCUACUACAAUAAAAUGCUAAAUUACCUGCUUAACGUAAAUUUCAUGAGAUUUACAAUCCUAUAAAAUAAUCGUCAUGUAGUAGCAGCUUUGUAUAUUUUUAUCAGCGCUGAAGAUUUAUGUACUGUUGUUUAUUUUUUACUGGGGAUUCUGUUUUAUUCAAAGAUCAAUCUGCUAACGACUGGCUGAACUAGUUUUCAUGCAAACAACUAGUAUAUAUGUUGAAGCAGCAGCUGCUUUAUACGUUGUUCAUCCAGUUCCAGUAAGAUUCUUUCAGUUGUACCGACUAAUCGAAAACCAAGCAGCAUCCCUAAUUAGCUCGAGAUCAUCUCUUCAUUUUAGCAAGCCAGAGCCUUUAACUUACUUCUUCCGGAGCUUGAGAACUAAGGGCUCUUUUUUCAAUGAGCUUAUCACCAGUACUACAUAAGAUAGAAAGAAAUGCAAGAGAAACAUACACAUACGACUAUGAAAUACUUAUAGAUUACUACACUACUAGAGUCAACAGGUGAAACAAAGUAACUAAUAAAUAAAUAAAAAAAAAGAAAUUUUAAACUUAGAGAGGAAGAGCAAAGCAAACCCUAUUCUAAAGCCGAACAGAAGAAGGUCAUCUUAAAUGCCAUAGAAAGAUAUGCCACAUGUUAAUUAAAAAAUUAAAAAAAAAAAAGAUGACUCAACCAACAAACAGGUACGGUUAUCGGUAGAUAAAACGAACACACACACACACACGCAUACCAACACGUAGACAAGGAUAAAUCCUUCUUCAGUGGUUCACUCUAAACUAAAUAGAAAUUAAAGUGAAUGAGUUCAACUAAUAGAGAUACAGAAACAGUAAACCAUCCUGUACGUUACGAUACUGCAGACGAGUAAGAAUAAACCACAAUGCAAUA